AUGACUGGCUUACUGAUUACUAUCCUCACGUUUACAAUGUUUAAGACUUUGAACCAGGAAAAACCAGGCAAGGUACUGGUUAACCUAUGCACUGCCUUGAUCCUGCUGAACGUAAUCUUUCUUGUGGCAACUGUAAACGUCGGCGACUACAGCGAUGGCGGGUGUAUAGUGGUGGGAGUGCUGCUGCAUUACCUUGUGCUUGCCUCCCUGAUGUGGAUGUUGGUGGAGGCUGUUGGAAUCUACCAGGCGCUUGUCAUCGUCUUCAUCACGUACCAGCGGUUUCAUCUGCUGAAGCGAUGCCUGGUAGCUUGGGGUGUACCUGUUCUAAUUGUUGCGGUCACUGCGGCCGUGGACAACGGAAUCUACUCCAGAAACCAAGCAACAAGCAAAUUUUGUUUGAUGACCAUCAUCAGCACGUCAGCCUUCUACGCCUCGCUGGUGGCCCCUGCCUGUGUCAUCCUCUUCGUUAACAUACUGGUCUUCAUCCGAGUCGUCAGAAUCAUUCUCAGACCUAACAACCAAAACCAGCUAACGCCAGACAAAAGACAAAUCACACUGUCGCAGGUUCGAGGUGCUUUUACAGUUAUGUGCCUCCUGGGCGUCACUUGGGUGUUUGGACCCCUAGCUAUCGGAGACGCCCAGACAGUCUUUAACUAUUUGUUCUGCAUCUGUAAUUCCUUUCAAGGCUUUGCCAUCUUCGUGUUUCGAUGUCUGUUCCACAAAGAAGCCAGGCUGUCAUGGAUGUAUCUUCUGCAAAAGGGAACAUUUAAGAGUCGACGUGGACCUUUUGAUUCGGCAGUGUCUGAUUUUAUAGCCAGGGCUGAGGACAGGCGGUACAGUAGCAGCAACACAAGCGGCGUUGUUGGGGACAUGUCUUCGCGCAACACGUCGACCUCAACAGCUUCGAGCAGGCACGACAGUUGUAGCCUCCCACAGAACUACUUCACAGCAACCGCCUGCCUUCGCACCAGCAUUAGACAGGGCAGCCUGGACAACAGUGAUGCCAUUCUUGAUGCUCCUGGGGUCAGUUUGAGUCGCCUGCCCACAAAGCUCAGGCGAAGGUCCUUGGACUUUGUGUCUGAUCCGUUGGUGACGGCUUUUCCUAGAUAUUCUUUCAGAAGUUCUGUGUGUACUGAUAAUGUAAAUCUGGCGUAUGACAGUGAAUUUACUCAUCUCUGA
Molecule: messenger RNA, 1179 nt
Organism: Candidula unifasciata
Lineage: Eukaryota; Metazoa; Mollusca; Gastropoda; Stylommatophora; Geomitridae
Source: the annotation of a GenBank genome assembly